This is a messenger RNA of Zootoca vivipara (common lizard), 3774 nucleotides long. It is a transcript of the gene CFAP36, whose product is annotated as cilia and flagella associated protein 36. Lineage: Eukaryota; Metazoa; Chordata; Lepidosauria; Squamata; Lacertidae. The record is from RefSeq and is a predicted model, not a curated record. Gene Ontology annotation, cellular component: ciliary base; axoneme.
GCAGUUGCCAUAGUGACGGAAACCGAACCGCCCCCCCCAAACCGCCGCCUUGCGUGAGGCCCUUGUGGUUCUUUCUUUUUUUCUUCCUCCCGCCCGCCUUUUUCCCUUCUUCUUUCCCCUCUCCUCCCUUCCCCCCCUCCCCGCGCCCGCCCGCACCUCGAAGGCCGCGCGCGCGGGCGCGCACCCGUGUUUCGUGAGGGAGCCUGUGAGAGAGAGGGGAGGGGAGAUGAGAUGGCGGCCGAGGGGGAGGCGGAGGCGGAGGUGGAGUGGGUGGUAGACAGCAUCGCCGGCUUCCUCCGCAGCCCCGCCUGGUCCAUCCCCAUCCUGGAGUUCGUGGAGCACAAAUGCGAGGUUUUUGAUGAAGAAGAAGAAAGCAAGCUGUCUUACACUGAGAUUCAUCAGGAAUAUAAAGCUCUGGUUGAAAAGUUAUUAGACAGUUAUCUUAAAGAAGUUGGAAUCAAUGAAGACAAAUUCCAAGAAGCCUGUAUGUCUCCUCUUGCCAAGACUCGUACCUCACAGGCUAUCUUGCAGCCAGUAUUGGCAGCUGAAGAUUUCAGGUUGUUUAAAGAGAUGAUGGUCCAGAAAAAUAUUGAAAUGCAAUUGCAAGCCAUAAGAAUAAUUCAGGAAAGAAAUGGUGUGCUACCUGAUUGUUUGACAGAUGGGUCUGAUGCAUAUACUGAAAUUGAAGAAGAAGAAAUGAAAAUAUUAAGGGAGGUUCUCAGAAAGUCAAAGGAAGAAUAUGAUCUGGAGCAAGAAAGGAAAAGAACUAAUGAGUCACAUGAGAAACAGAGAUCAUCUGAUGGUGCACACAAAUCUCCAGGACAUCUGAGUGAAAGUGCAGGAACUAAAGAGUCUGCUGACCAUACUACAAAACAUUCAUCAGGUCGAGAGGCAAAACACAAACACUUGCCUACCCGGGAACUACCCUCUGCCAAACUGAAGGAAGAGAGUCGGAAGAAAACCAUAGGGAAUGGCUCUGAAUGUGUAGCAAAGCAAGUGGGGACUGAAGGACGUAAUGUAAAUUCUACUUACCAGAAACUAUCAGAACUUGGAGCACAAGAGCUCAGGGAGCGUGAAGACUAUCUAAAGCAGAAACGAGAUGCACUGAUGGCUUUGAAGAAGGAGUCCAAAACUAAUAUGCCGCCGCCGCCACCACCACAGAGUACAGAGCAGAAAGAAGAGCUGUUACCUUCUAAGGAGGGAAUGACAGAAGAAGAGGAGCAAAGGUUGUUAAAGAAACGAAUCCUUGCAGCAAAACUUAAAGAAGAAGUUAUUAAUAAGCGAUAGUUCAGAGAAGCUGCUUUUAGGAGUUGGGGACAAGAAUGACUGUUUAGUAUAUUUAACCAUGAACUGAAUUCUUUGCUCACAAACAUUGUAUGCAUUAAUUUGAUUUUAUAUAUUAAACAUUAACUUUUUCUUUUUUUUAAUAGACUUAAAAUUAGAUAAAAGUAAUGGUUUUACUUUAAGGUAGGCUUGGUCGUUCCAAAGUAUGAAGCAUCCAGCAGUUUAGAUUCUUACAAUUCCAAUAUGUAUUGCUGAAUGUGAACACUGUAACUCCUUUGCUUGGUUUAAUAUUUAUCGGUUCUUUUGUUAAAAGUACAUUGGUAGACUGACAUUAAAAUGUUUAAACUUGUUUUGAUUUUAUAUACAGAUGAAUGUAGAAGUGUCAAGUUUAAAAUCAACAUGAAGUUUAAAAUCAACUGUAUAGAGCUCCAAGUGUUCCUUUCUUCUCACAAGAUUGCCUCGUGAGACGGAAGUUUGGCAACCUUGCAAAUUACAGGACAGAAGUAGGCACAUUGUAAAUUUGCCUACAUAUAAAUAUGCUGUGUAAUGUUUGAAGCAGGCUGAAGAAACAGAAUUAGCUAAUAUAUUUUCAUAUAUUUUAAGUGAACCCAUUCAAUAUUAUUUGUGCUUUAUUCAGAAUAAUCACUCUCCUAGCGCUUCCGGCACCAGAAGGCUACUGUCUACAAAUUUCCAACACAGUAAGAAACACAGCUCAUCCGCAUUUCAUGUAACUUUUUAUUAAAAUAGUAUUUAACUGAGACAUGUUGGCAGAUGUAAUCUUUUUCUUUGAAAAAAAAUCAGUUGAAGGGCCCCAGGCAUUUGAAAUGUGGGCUGUCCUGUGGCAAAAAGCAACCCACCAUAACAAGCGGCAAGGGAGGUGGAAGGGGGGGGGGGAAGAAAGCACCUGAGGCAGAUUGUGUAACUUGAAAAGGAGGAGCUUCAUCUUGCACAGUAUUUGUCAGCCAAUAUUCGAAUGCUCCUAACUUUCCAUGUCAUUAAACUAUUUUUUUAAAAAACACUGAUUGUGGCUAUAGAAGUGACUCAUGGCGCAGGGUCUGCAUGUGUUCUUGAAGCUCUUAACAGUCUUUGAAAAUAGAUGGAAGAUGAGAGGCCAAAUGUGUUGGGUCUUUUUUCAUUUGCUUAAUAAAAGCUUGGAGACAGGCCAGAUGUCUCCACCUCAUAUAGAGCUUAAGAAGAAAAUUGUUAGCGGGUUUGGGGGCAGGGGGAGAAGGAGAGACAGACUUGCCAGGAAUACAAAGUGAGCAUAUCAAGCUUACAUAGUAACACUGCUGAACCAGCCCAAAUGUUUUGCCACCCACUUCCCUUCAAACAAAGUAGUCUCCAGCUGAAGUGAGAAGGAAGCCCCUAUUUUUAGUUGCCUGGAGCCCCCAGAUGGCAGAGAUAUGUCCUUCAGGCCAUAUUAACUGUCAGUCAUUGCAACACACCAAAUCAAAUCUGGGAACAUUCAUUUUUUCCACUAGAUUUGGUUUGGUGGCAUAUAAUGAUUAAUUUGUACAAAUAACUAUCUCAUUAAAACCCUCUAAAAUGGCCACAUUUCAAAAUCUGAAUUAACUUACCAUUUACAACAAACCAAACAAAACCAAUAAUUAUGGAAUUACAGGGUCACAUUUUAAUUCCUGAAUUUUACAGUUCAGCAUUAAUAUCACCACAUGUAUACAAAUGGUGUAAAACAAGUACAGUGGUUUUCUUUUUCAAUACAAAAUAAACUUCUGUUUCAUGGAAAAACUAUACUUCAUAUCUACACAGUCAGCCCAUCUUUUGCAAACAAUAGCUAAAAUUAAAAUUAACUACAAAAUCUCCAAAACAGGGAAACUGUGUCAAUAACUGUUCCAGGAGAAAUGGACCCUAACACAUUGCAAGAGUGAUCUAUAUGGUGAAUUGCUGCUGGUUUCAUAGUUCAUUAUCACUCUUAAUGCAAUUUGUAGUUUGGGGGAAUUCUUUCUUCUGCAUGAUCUCAGAUCAUAUAUGGCCAAACUAACAUUAAAAUAUUUACAGUUCACUUGCUCUCAAAAUAAAAAAGGUCUCAAAAUGGUUGCCUCAAUCAAUUUACCUAAUGUACUUUUUUUUGAGAAAUUUGCUUAAAUACAUGGAAUGUGUUAAGAAGCAGCCUUUGUACUAUCCCCCCACUCCCAGGUUCAAGGUGCUGCAUGUUGACUCCACCUCCCAAUUGUUUAAAAAUGACUAUGCCCCCAAACCUCCUGGCAUUUCACAGUACUCUCUUUUUUACUCUUGCAAAUGUGAAAUGCAGAUGCCUUAAGGGGAAAAAAUGCUGAAGCUAGCAGGGAGCAACUCCAUUCGGCCUGGCUUCCCAUAAGAUGCUACUGGUAGUUGCAACUCAGAUGCUGCUUCCAAGCACUAGGGCUUAUUGAUGUUUUCUAUAUAUUUUACUGCAAGCUGAUAAGCCUUGGGUACCAGCCUUCCUGAACAGCUCCUUGUAGUCAUCUUCAAUUUUGAACCAAGCUUCUUUUU